This is a messenger RNA of Nerophis lumbriciformis (worm pipefish), 462 nucleotides long. Lineage: Eukaryota; Metazoa; Chordata; Actinopteri; Syngnathiformes; Syngnathidae. The record is from RefSeq and is a predicted model, not a curated record.
AUGCCCAUCGUCGUGCCGGCGCAACAGCUGUCAAACUACGUCGGUCAGGAGCAAUCGUCCGACGAGUGGUUUCAGAUCGACCAGCAACGCAUUGACGAUUUCGCUGAUGUCACGCUUGACCAUCAGUUCAUACACGUUGACCCAGCGCGCGCGGCCGAGACACCGUUUGGUACGACAAUCGCUCAUGGCCUGCUGACGUUGUCCUUGCUGCCGAAACUCAUUGAGCCGGUCAUGGUGACGCCGGAGAAUGUCGUCAUGGGCAUUAACUAUGGUUUCAACAAGGUUCGUUUUCCGCACCCGGUGACAGUUGGUUCCAGGGUCCGCGCUGUGAUGACACUGCGCUGCGUUGAGGAACGAGAGCCCAAGCAGUUCAUGUUGCAGUCCGAUAUCGUCGUCGAGAUUGAGAGGAAAUCGAAGCCCGCUGUCGCUGCCCAAUCCCUUGCGCUUGUGAUUGUCGGCUAA